Molecule: messenger RNA, 2673 nt
Organism: Coccomyxa subellipsoidea C-169
Lineage: Eukaryota; Viridiplantae; Chlorophyta; Trebouxiophyceae; Coccomyxaceae
Exons: 13
Coding region: 1-2673 (890 amino acids)
Source: RefSeq, a predicted model, not a curated record
AUGAUUCUUGGCGAAUCGUCACAAGCUCUGGGGCCGGAUGUGGAGCUUGUGGCCGUCUUCUCCGAUGAAUCUUUUGACAAUGCACACAGCCCUCUGCAGACCAGAAAUGAGCAGACAAAGCAGAUAAAGACCUGGCUGAGGAUGCUGCUGUUUGAGCUGCUGCUGUUUCUGGCCCAGAACAAGGCAACCAGUGAGGAGCUUUGGCAAGCCGCAGUCGGCUGUCUGUGCCAUCUGUGCUCAAGCGGAGGGGAUCUGAAACGAGAGUGGCUGCAGCCCAUGCCACCCCGAGCAAUGGCUGCAAUCCUCCGCUGCAGCAGCCAACAUCACUGGCCGGACAGCCUCCAUACCCAGCUGGUCAGGUUGACGACCAACCUGCUGUAUGUGGAAGAUGACAGCCCAGCAGCAGACAGGAAGGGCAGCAGCCAGCAGCCAGAGGGCGGACUGGAGAAUGCAGACAGCAUCCCCGACAGCAACUCUGAUGGCGGCCUGUCCUUCAAGACCGCCGCCACAGACUCCGAGCCAGCAGCCGCGCAGCCGUGCAGCCAUGCCGGCCUGCGCCUGUCCCUCGCCCGGCUGCAGGCAUUUGGGGGGGUUGAAGAGGUGGCGCGGCACUUCCGAGCUGCAGCCUCUCGGGAGGCCCGCCGUAACCUACUGUGCAUCCUGCUGGACUGCAUCGUCGCCCGUCUCUGCAAGGUGGGGUUGCACGAGGAGGCUAACGACAUCUCACAGCUCCUUGAGGGUCCCGAGGAUGCUUUGCUCAUUUGCCGCAUGAUGGCCGCCAGCGAUGUGGCAGAUGCCCUCAGCGCGGCGUUCCUCUGCGGCCUUCCCGGCUUUGCGCUCCCCAUUGCCUCCAGCCUCAGCCUGCCGGCGUCGAUGCAGGAGAGCGAGGCAGAGCGGAUGCAGGCAGCAAUAAGGCUGGUGCUGGAACAGGCGGAGGCCCUGGCAGUCAGCACUGCAGCCGGCGAGCUCACGCCUGCGCUGCUGCCUGCACUCACCCACACGCUGGCCGGCGUCAGCAGCGCAGCCGCCGCCUCGCAGGGCGCCAACGGCGUCUGGGCGUGCCUGACCGACCUCUUCUGCAGCCCGGAUCCCCGCUCUGCCCAGCUUGCGGAGUCAUGGCUGCUCCGCCUGCUGGUGGCUGCGGCAGAGAGGCAUCUGCAGGAGCAUGAGGAGGCAGUCGCACCGGCCCUUCUCCCAGUGCCGCCGGGCACCGGCUCAGACAGCAUUGGGCUUCAGCAGGAGCAGUUGGCUGAUGUGCUCCAGCACAUACUGGACAAGGCCACUCCAAGGGUCAACACGGUAGCGCGGCUGGUGAGGGUGGUGUGGCGCCUGCUGCUGGUCGUGAAGCAGCGCUGCAGCCUGACGCACAGCGUCUCCAUGGAGCUGACCUCCCCGCCCAUCUCGCCGCCCUUCCUGCGCAGCCUCCGCGGCGCCGCGCGCAGCAUCUGCACUCCCAGGCACGGCCCACUCCCGAAUAAGCCGAGCACGGGCAAGGAGGGGAGCGGGCACCACCGCGUGCCGUCACUGGACGCAGCGCUGCGGCGGCUGCGGCUGUCCGACGAAACAUACUACAGCGCGAGUGCCAGCGCGAGUGCUGACCAGGAGGUCCUCUCGAUUCCCCCACUGCCGGCAUCCGAGCGGCAGGCCUCGCGCUUCUCCCUGGACCCUGCUGCGUCCAACGGCGCCGCAUCAGAUGACACCGCGGCCACUGCAUCGCCGGCAGACAAAGAAGACGAGGAGGAAUCGGAGCCGGGGGAUGAAGCUGGCGAGGCCGGUGUGGAGAAGCCCAGCCCACGUCCAGAGGGCGCCAGCAUGGAUCUUGCAGCCCGCGGAGACAUGGCGAGGCAGGAACAGAAGAGCGAGGGCGACGCUCCUGACGGAGCUUCGGCUGCAGAGCCGGGCGCGGAAGUGCACGGCGGUGGCGCAUCCGCGCGCAAGGUGCUGGUGACUGAGGAAGAGGAGCAGGGCGGUGAGGAGGAGGCCAGUGUAUGGCACAGCUACAGCGCUGCAGAGCUCAGCCUGCCCACCCAGGCCGUGCUUGUCGACUGGCUCUUGGACGCGCCAGACAUCUGCAGGGAGGAGGCCUUCCUGGAGCUGGGCCGUCUAUUGAUCAUCUCCCUGGUCUUGCCGGCGCAAGUGUCCUUCUCCCAGGCAAAAUCCUUCUCACUGGACGCAGCCGCCGAUCUGGACCCGCAUGCUGACGUCAUAUCAGAGCAGAAUGCUGUCGGGACGGUGGCUGCAUUCCUGGCGGGCACUUUGGGCGUGCCGCAUGAUCUGCUGAGCAGCGUGUCCCCGGUGAUGCUGGCCCACAUAUUCCAGAAUAUGCCACAGAGCAGCCCCAAAGAGGCCUGGUCAAGCACGACUCUGAGGGAUGUCCGCGCAGCAGUGCUGCUGUUGCUGGCAGCGCGCUGCAAGGGCAGCCUAGAGGACACGGCAGCUAUCGGCGGCAGCAGUUUCUUUGUGGGUGUGCUCAACGACAGGGAUCCUCGUGUGCGCCACAUCGCUGCCAGCUUCCUGCAGGCCCACUUCAUGGCAAGUCAGCCAAGAGCAUACAGGCGGGGUCUGAGGCAGCUGGUGAUCCAAGCGCAGCAGAACGCAGAGGAUCGGCUGUGCAAUGCUUUUCUGCAGGUCUCCAGUCUGCUUGAUAUGCGCCUUGUGGAUCCGGCAGCAUGA